Molecule: messenger RNA, 813 nt
Organism: Acytostelium subglobosum LB1
Lineage: Eukaryota; Evosea; Eumycetozoa; Acytosteliales; Acytosteliaceae
Exons: 2
Source: RefSeq, a predicted model, not a curated record
AUGAAUGACUUGUCAUCUUGGUUAGGAGGCGGAUUGUUGGGAUUGGCUGGUCUGACAGGCUAUGCAUCAACAGGCAGUGAGGGAGGGGGAGGACCAAGCUCAAUGCUUGGGGUAGGAGUGUCAUUGCUUCUAGUAACUUGGCUACUCAAUUAUUUACGUGGUGCAAUACAAUCAAUGAUAGAAUGGAUUAGUAGUUCAUUCUAUUAUACGGCACAGAUAUCAUAUCCGGAUCAAGCAUUCGUUUGGAUAUUGGAAUGGUUGGCAUCACAACAACAGUUUGGUAUGCGUGGCGUCACUGUCAACACAAGAUUCAAUGAGGCACAGGAGGUCAGGCGGAGUGAGCCAGAGUUCAAACUGUUGCCCAUGGGCACGGUAUGGCUGCGAUUCAAAGGUCACGUCGUCUACUUCUCAAGAGAGUAUACAGAGAAACGAUCAAUGGAUGGUAUACGCGAUGAUGUCAUGUUUGGUCGAUUCUUUACCAACUCCAAGCAUCAGUACAUCAGUGAUAUCAUCAUCGAAAGGUUUGGACAGCAACCCAUUAGCACUGCACAACUUCAAGGUUGGUUCAUCAUUCACCGUGAUGAUCCAACUCUAUUACUUGAUGAUAUAGAUGACUUUAUGCAUCAAUGUUCAAAAGAGUUCAAUCAUAGAAUACUUCAAGAAACAACUCAUGGCAACGUCAAUGGCAAUGUCAAUGGCAAUGGCAAUGGAUUUAGUUCAACACAUGGUAGCUUGAAUAGUGAGGUGAUGGAUGUUGUCAACAAGGAGUCUACUCAUGAUGUAGUUGGCGAGGUUGAUAUUGAGAAUGGCAAC